Clarias gariepinus (North African catfish) is the source of this 3632-nucleotide messenger RNA. RefSeq lists its product as uncharacterized. The transcript has 33 exons. Bases 155 to 3034 code for a protein of 959 amino acids. NCBI's taxonomy places the organism in Eukaryota, Metazoa, Chordata, Actinopteri, Siluriformes, Clariidae. The record is from RefSeq and is a predicted model, not a curated record.
GUGACCUGUGUCUUGAUAGGAGCGAGUGUGAGACGGAGCUGAGUUCCUGUCGGUGUGAAACACGGAUUGCAACCUGAAAUGCAAAUUUGGAAAUAAGAUUUUGCAUUCGUUGGGGUAAAACUGAAAAAUCCCACGGGAUACUGAUACGAGCAAGAUGAAACUCAUUUGUCAGAACUGCAAUGUGCAGUAUGAGAAAAUAAAGGAUUUGAAGAGUCAUGUCCGGAGUUACAAGCAUAAACAGGAAGUGGCGAAACUUUUUCAGACAGCUGUACAUAAGGGACCAGUUUACUUUCCUAUGUUUAUUUUCCUGGAUUAUUUGAGAAACCCUAACCAGACUGAUCCCAUUAUUGGUUUUGACAUGGUGACCAUGUUUAUUACUCCGGAAAAAAUCGGUGCCUUGUACCUGUGCCACGUGUGUGAGAAGGCCUUAAGUACUGCUGAUGUUGUAGAGCAUCUCUGCUCUGGUCAGCAUUACUUCAAUUACUUUGCCUCCACAAAUCCAGAGUUCCUGCGAUUUGCUUGGCUCAGUGAUGCCUUUUCUUAUCUGCAGUCUCAUGCUACAAAAGAAUACAACAACAAGGGUCCUGGUAGCCUACGGGUUUACGAUCUGGCCAAGAUGGUAAUGAGGAAGUGCAAAAAACUUCACUAUCAUCAAGUCAUGGCAGUGUUAUCGAAAACAGACAAGCUAAUGGAACAUAUCCAAGCUGGUAUACCCCGGAGAAAAUCCAUUCAGGAGUACAUCACUGACCCUGCCAGAGCUAAUCCACUGUUGGGCUUGAACCUAUUUAUUGAGUACUCUUGUCCAAACAACAAGGGAUACUGUGGAUACCUUUGUAUUGUGUGCAAGAAGAAUAUUUCAGCCAAUCAAAGCAUCUCUCAUUGCAUCAGCUUUGAUCAUAUUUACUGGUAUCUGAAAGCUGCUCAUCCAACCACACUUGUUUCUCCCAAGAGCAGUUACAGCAAUUACUCCACUAAAUUCCAAAAGGAGAUUCUUAAUCUGGCCAAGCAGGCACAAACCGUCUGCCCAUCAACAGAAGUACAGACUGUACAUGUGGAUCUGGAAUGUUUUAAAGUCGUUAAGACCUCAAGUUUUGCAAACGCUCUGGAAAAGCUCAAGGGAAUAGUGAAAGAAAAAAAUCUGAGUGAACUGAAUGUUAGUGUUACACCAGGAAAACGGAUCAUGUUCGCUCCAGAGGAUCAUGAGUCACCUGCUAGCACAGCGACCACUGAAACUUUAGCAAAGCAACCGGAAGAGAAAGUACAAAAGGGUCCUGCCACUCAAACUAAAGAUGACCCUCCAUGCAAAGUCAUGUGUGUAGAAUGUGAUAAGACGUUAGACUUUAUAAUAAACUACAAGGGACAUAUUAAAGGAAAGCAACACAAACAGAAACUCACAGAGCUGUUUGGACCAGGCCAGUACAGUGGAGCCAUUCCUCAGAUUAAACUGUACCAGUAUAUGUGGAACCGCCAUGGCAAGCAGUCGUCUCGCCCGGUCAUAGGCCUGUCACUGAUCACUGUGUUUAUACACAGGCAAAGUGUAGAUAUUAAUGUACCAUUCUACAUUUGCCAUGCUUGUGAGCUUAACAUCCCUGUCUCCUCCGCAUCUAUUCACCUUACAUCCACUCAGCACUACUUCAACGUCUUUUCAUACUCCAAACCAGACUUUGUUUUUCUUGGAUCCUGGAAUUUGGACCAUUUUGCACAAGAAGAAGAACGGCGUCAGGGAAAGCGGAAUAUGGUCCUGCAUGUGUGUGAACUUCCACGCCAGCUGUUUACAGAUCUCAGGAUCCUGGCCUAUGACAAAAUCAUGGAAAAAAUUGGGAUACACUUCGCAAAGUUGAAAAAAUCUAUUCAAGUUGAGAAGCGUGUGACAGUGCAGACAUACUCUAAAAGUUGUGAAAGGAAGUCUCCACUGCUUGGUUUGCAGUUUGUGGUGAAAUGUACUACAUCCAAUAAUCAUUACUCCAGAUGCAUUUACAUGUGCUUGCUGUGUGAAAAGAUGCUUCCAGAAAGGCAUGCCAUUGCCCAUCUUUUAAGUUUUCCUCAUAUUUUCGCUUAUCUUGAUGUGGCCCAUCAUGGUUCCUUGAGCAAAGAGGAUUCUGAGCAGAAGGCUCUUGUCAUGGACUUGGCGCAGCAGGCAGAGAAAAUCAAUCCUAAUACAAGUUUGCGGGAAGUGGACCUAAGCUUUGGAACAUUUAAUGAAAUUGAGAAAAACUCCUUCAAGGCUGCUGUGAAUGUGCUGCAAGUGGCUUUUAGAAAUAAAGGACUGGGAGAACUCAAGCCUCCAGCUGUUCCUGGAGCAAAAUUAAUCUCCAGUUUUGAGAAAAACAAGGAGAGUAACUCUUCAGAGUGUAAAAAACAAGGGCAAACCUCAUUAGACAUGGAGAAAUUAAACACUGAUGAAGCCAACACUAAUGCGACCAUGCCCAAAACUGAAGAAAAAGGGAGUUCGGAAUGUCCUGAUCUUUUGCAUACAAAACACGAAGAACUUCAGAAAACCACAUGUGUACCCUCAACGCACAUACAGCCUGCUGAACCAUCGUUAGCACCGGCACAAUCCGACUGGCCACCUUCAGAGUCGUCAAUUCCAUCGUUAGACACACUCAAGUCUGAGCCCCUGAACUUGGACCAGAAGUCUUUGAGUCAACAAGAACUUCCUGACCGCAUCUCUACGCAGGAUCCUCCAACUGUACAACAACCUCAACCUCAAGACUCAGAUGUACCUGAACAGCAGAAUGCAAAGCUGGUACAAAAACCUGUUGAGCUGGUGGAGGCUUUGCAGAAAGCAGCAGAGACAGAGACCCCAGUAGUUCCUCAGACUCAAUCCUCGACUUGUACUGAACUCAGGAGCUACCUGAAGAUGCCCAACAGACCACCUGUAAUAGGAUCUCUGAUUUGUCUGAAGCCUUCUACAGUAGCUGGACAGGCUUGGACCUUGUUCUACACCCAAGGACAGGCUUGGACCCCGUUAUCUUCUUUGGAGACACCCCUGCUUAACCUGACAGAGCUUGAGAGGAUCUGCUGUGAAGAGUAGAAGGUCCAGUGUGCCAAGCUUGAAGUGGCAGAAUACAGAAGACUUGAGCCUGGAAACCUCUGCAAUUUACUACUAUACACUCAGGGUCGACAUUAAUAGGAACACCUGUUUAAUUACGCAGUUAGCUCAUCAUGAUUGUAAAGAUUGCUUAUUUGAAUUACUCAAACCAGUUGAUCGCAACAAGGCCUUUCCCUGCAGCUCACAGUUUGUUGUAUUGCACCAUUCUGUGUAAGCUCUAGAAACGGUUUUGUGAAGAUCAAUUUUCUGAAAUGCUCAAGGCAGCCAUUCUAGCACCAUCAGCGAUGUCAUGGUUUAAAUCACAUAGAUCACACCUUUUACCUAUCCUUUAUGUUGAUUUUAUGCAUUGUACUGCUGCCAUAUGAUUGGCUGUCUGGAUAACUGCAUAGAUGAGCAGGUGUUCCUAAAAAGGUUGACAGUGAGUGUAUGUUGCUAGUAAUAAUGGAAUAUUUUUUGCAGCUUAAUGGGGAAAAAUUGUGUUUUAGUUUUAAAGCUGGUUUAAGACUGUAAACAAGCUACAUUUGGGGCCAGAGGGGGGAAAAAGAUAACUGUAACAAAUUAAAUCACCCCAAACAUCUGG